AUGGCUUCCGUGUUGAUUCGGAGGAAGUUUGGGACAGAAGGAGGCAGUGAUGCUGAACCUUCCUGGCUGAAGCGCCAGGUUACCGGCUGCCUGCAGUCGAUCUCUCGUCGCGCCUGCAUCCAUCCUAUCCACACAAUCGUCGUGAUCGCCCUUCUGGCGAGUACAACAUAUGUCGGCCUGCUUGAGGGCAGCUUAUUCGAUUCGUUCAGAAAUUCGAACAAUGUUGCUGGCCAUGUGGAUGUUGACUCGCUCCUCCUCGGUAACAGGAGUCUCCGGUUGGGCGAAGGCACAUCAUGGAAGUGGCAAGUUGAGGACUCACUGAAUCAGGACGACCAAAAGGUGGGGAAUCCUGAACUAAAGAGGGAGGUCGACCAACAUCUUGCUUUGACGACUUUGAUAUUUCCGGACUCUAUUUCGAAAUCCGCGUCGACCGCUCCUGCUGCCGACGCUAUCCCAGUUCCCGCCAAUGCCUCCGCUCAGCUUCUCCCUCAUACGCCUAAUCUCUUCUCGCCAUUCUCUCACGACUCCUCUCUUGUCUUCACCCUUCCUUUCGACCAGGUUCCUCAAUUUCUGAGAGCGGUCCAGGAGCUUCCUGACCCGACGCUUGAAGAUGACGAAGGUGAACAAAAACGAUGGAUUAUGCGUGCUACCCGCGGCCCGGUCAGUGGACCGAAUGGAACCAUCAGCUCCUGGCUGUCGGAUGCGUGGAGUUCCUUUGUGGAUUUGAUCAAGCAUGCCGAAACCAUCGAUAUCAUCAUCAUGACUCUAGGUUAUCUUGCGAUGUAUCUUAGCUUUGCCUCUCUGUUCUUCUCUAUGAAACAGUUGGGGUCGAAGUUUUGGCUUGCUACCACUGUCCUUUUCUCGGGCAUGUUCGCUUUCCUGUUUGGUCUCCUCGUUACCACGAAGUUUGGCGUUCCGAUCAACAUUCUCCUUCUAUCAGAGGGCCUCCCGUUCCUUGUUACGACAAUUGGGUUUGAAAAGCCGAUUAUUCUCACCAGGGCAGUUCUUAGUGCGUCGAUCGACAAGAAACGCCAAGGUUCAGCGACUUCGACUCCCAGUUCUAUUCAGGAUUCGAUUCAGACCGCAAUCCGAGAACAGGGUUUCGAGAUUAUUCGAGACUACUGUAUCGAAAUCUCCAUUCUUAUUGCAGGAGCUGCUUCUGGAGUUCAGGGCGGUCUGAGACAAUUUUGCUUCCUCGCUGCUUGGAUCCUUUUCUUCGACUGCCUUUUGCUCUUCACCUUCUACACGACUAUCCUCUGCAUUAAGCUUGAGAUCACACGUAUCAGGCGCCAUGUGACCCUUCGCAAGGCUCUGGAGGAAGAUGGUAUUACGCAGAGUGUUGCCGAAAAGGUCGCCUCGAGCAAUGAUUGGUUUGGUGCCGGAUCGGACAAUAGCGACGCAGAUGACGCUAGUGUUUUUGGACGGAAAAUCAAAUCGAACAAUGUUCGCCGCUUCAAGUUCUUGAUGGUCGGGGGUUUUGUGCUGGUCAACGUGGUGAAUAUGACUGCAAUCCCUUUCCGGAAUUCGAGCUUGUCACCUCUCUGCAAUGUCUUCUCGCCUACACCGAUAGAUCCCUUCAAGGUUGCUGAGAACGGUCUGGAUGCCAUCUACGUUUCCGCUAAAAGCCAGAAGUUGGAGACAUUAGUGACAGUUGUCCCGCCCAUCAAGUACAAACUUGAGUAUCCGUCGGUGCAUUAUGCUAAGCUGGGAGAGAGCCAGUCUAUUGAAAUUGAAUAUACCGACCAGCUUCUGGAUGCUGUGGGCGGACACGUCCUCAACGGCGUUUUGAAGAGCAUUGAGGACCCAGUUAUCAGCAAGUGGAUCAUUGCAGUGUUGACUUUGAGCAUAGUCCUCAACGGCUAUCUAUUUAACGCCGCAAGAUGGAGCAUCAAGGAACCACAAGCCGCCCCCGCUCCUAAGGAACCGGCCAAGCCAAAGGUCUAUCCCAAAAUCGACUUGAACGCUGGCCCUAAGAGGAGCAUGGAGGAAUGUGAGGCAAUGCUAAAAGCGAAAAAGGCAGCCUACCUUAGCGAUGAGGAGCUGAUUGAACUUUCACUCUCUGGCAAACUUCCUGGAUAUGCUCUGGAGAAGUCAUUGGAAAAUGAGGAACUUAUGAGCCGUGUUGAUGCCUUCACCCGGGCAGUCAAAAUCCGCAGGGCUGUAGUAUCGAGGACCCCCGCAACUUCUGCAGUCACCAGCUCUUUGGAAACUUCUAAGCUGCCCUAUAAGGAUUACAAUUAUGCGCUUGUCCAUGGUGCUUGCUGUGAGAACGUUAUUGGCACCCUGCCUCUGCCUCUUGGAGUUGCCGGUCCCCUUGUUAUUGAUGGUCAAAGCUAUUUCAUUCCCAUGGCAACAACUGAAGGUGUUUUGGUAGCCAGUGCCAGUCGAGGCGCCAAGGCUAUUAACGCUGGUGGUGGUGCAGUGACUGUCUUAACUGGCGAUGGCAUGACUCGCGGUCCCUGUGUCGGGUUUCCUACACUUGCACGCGCAGCUGCAGCUAAGGUCUGGCUCGACUCCGAGGAGGGUAAGAGCGUCAUGACAGCAGCAUUCAACUCUACCAGCCGCUUUGCUCGACUGCAGCACCUGAAGACUGCCCUUGCCGGUACCUACUUGUAUAUCCGGUUCAAGACGACUACUGGCGAUGCCAUGGGUAUGAACAUGAUUUCGAAAGGCGUUGAGAAAGCACUCCAUGUCAUGGCUACAGAGUGUGGAUUCGACGACAUGGCCACCAUCUCUGUGUCUGGCAACUUUUGUACCGACAAGAAAGCAGCUGCUCUCAACUGGAUUGACGGCCGCGGCAAAUCAGUUGUGGCUGAGGCUAUUAUCCCCGGUGAUGUUGUGCGCAAUGUGCUAAAGAGUGAUGUUGAUGCCUUGGUGGAAUUGAACACUAGCAAGAAUCUGAUUGGCAGUGCAAUGGCAGGUAGCUUGGGCGGAUUCAACGCUCACGCAUCAAACAUUGUUACUGCAAUCUUUCUCGCAACUGGUCAAGACCCCGCGCAAAAUGUGGAGAGCAGCAGCUGCAUUACCACGAUGAAGAAUACAAAUGGCAAUCUUCAGAUCGCUGUGUCUAUGCCUUCAAUUGAGGUUGGCACUAUCGGUGGUGGUACUAUCCUCGAAGCGCAGGGUGCUAUGCUUGACUUACUAGGCGUCCGUGGCUCUCACCCCACCAACCCCGGCGACAACGCGCGUCAGCUGGCUCGUAUUGUGGCAGCCGCAGUGCUUGCUGGCGAACUGAGUCUAUGCUCUGCGCUUGCGGCUGGACAUCUUGUCAGAGCGCACAUGGCCCACAACCGCAGUGCCGCUCCCACUCGGUCAGCGACCCCGGUCUCAGCGGCUGUUGGUGCUACGCGGGGACUGUCCAUGACGUCUUCAAGAUAGAUAUCAUGAGUGCAUGCCUUUCUCCUUCCUACCUUUUACGAUAAAUACGAUGCGACUAGGCUUUCUUACGACGGCCAUUCUGGAACUAACUGUCCCUCAUUCGGUUCGCUCACCCGGACUUCUUCCACUUCCGGCACACAUUUUCUGAGCUUUUUUACAUGUGGGUUUUACGGCGACCGUGAAUCAUAUGGUCAGCCUCAUUUUUUUUUGGGAGUCUAUUGAAUAUACUGGAGUCUGGGCAUAUACAUAGAACUGCGCUACGGAUUGACCUGAACAAGAGAUAUACUAAAAAGCAAAGGAGACGAGCAGUCGCUCUUUGCACAAGGGCAGCUGUUCGUCGGACUACAUCUGAAGAUGAUUGUUUGCAAUGUAUGGAUAAUAACAUGUGUAUGAAUAAUACAUAUACUAGUCGAAUCAACUUCGCCGAGCAAUAA
Aspergillus nidulans FGSC A4 is the source of this 3812-nucleotide messenger RNA. RefSeq names its product hydroxymethylglutaryl-CoA reductase (NADPH) HMGR1 (gene hmg1). Gene Ontology annotation, biological process: coenzyme A metabolic process; isoprenoid biosynthetic process. The transcript is spliced from 4 exons. Gene Ontology annotation, molecular function: oxidoreductase activity, acting on the CH-OH group of donors, NAD or NADP as acceptor; hydroxymethylglutaryl-CoA reductase (NADPH) activity. Bases 1 to 3378 code for a protein of 1125 amino acids. The record is from RefSeq and is a predicted model, not a curated record. Lineage: Eukaryota; Fungi; Ascomycota; Eurotiomycetes; Eurotiales; Aspergillaceae. Gene Ontology annotation, cellular component: endoplasmic reticulum membrane.